UGAAGAACGAAUAUCGCGAAGAUCACCCCCGCUGCGUUAGAUUCUAAAGUAAGAGUUAUUACAUUAGUAAAAUGGCAGAUGAUGAAGAAGAGGUAAGAAAACGAGCUAUUCUUCUUUUGGUGAGAAAUGCAGAGUGUGAAUGGAAUGCACAAAACCUAUUUUGCGGAUGGUAAAGAACAGGCAAUUGCAGCAGCUGCUAUGAUAAAAAAAAAGAAAUUUCAAGUAGAUGUGGCUCAUACAUCAUUGCUUUCUCGUGCAAAUGAUACCUUGAAAAUUAUUUUAGAAGAACUUGAGGUACCUGAAAUUCCAAUUCAGGUUUCCUGGCGUUUAAAUCCCAAACAUUAUGGUGCAUUAACUAGUUGGUGUAAAUCUGAAAUGGCGGGCAAAUAUGGAGAGGAGCAGGUACUCUUGUGGCGUCGAAGUUACAGAGUUCCACCUCCACCAAUGGAAUGUGACCAUGAGUAUUUCUAUGAAUUCUUAGAUGAUUAUCGAUACAAAGCACCUGAGCAAUUGGUAGAGAAUAUUCCCUUUACUGAAACACUUGAGCAAGUUCUCCAAAGACUUUUACCAUAC
Molecule: messenger RNA, 573 nt
Organism: Gryllus bimaculatus (two-spotted cricket)
Lineage: Eukaryota; Metazoa; Arthropoda; Insecta; Orthoptera; Gryllidae
Source: the annotation of a GenBank genome assembly